GAUCGAUUUUCAUAGCAAUGUUUACGAGAGUCAGAUGAUCGCGAUGACGGACUCAGAGUGAUCAAUAAUGGACGUUUUAUUACUCUUAUUUCCGGGGAUUACACGAAAACCAGAACAUGUGAAGGUGCAAAGACGGAAGGGCUUUCACCAGUGUUAAUAAGUGUUAGAUGCUUUUUGUCCUGGAGCAGAAGGAAGACGAAGAGGAAGGUCUUCUCGCUCUCAGGUGCUGCUGUCUUGUCCCUUUCUCGCUCUUUUUUUCCCCUUAACUGUUAUUUUCGGUUCUGAUAAGUCUUCGAAUUUCGACUUCCGAUUUUCGCCUCACUCAAGAUCCUCAGCAAUCACUCGUUUAAGCUCCGCCGCUGGCUUGAACGGGGAAACUCUCAUAUGUCAUGGGCUCGUUAAAUUUGGUAGUUCCCCUUGUGAUGUGGGGGCGGGAAGCUCCCACUCACGACAUAUCUUGCGUCCUUUUCACCCGAGACGUGCGCACGAUUGUGACAGGGUCACGGGACGGCCAGAUAUGCGUUUGGGACUUCGAACCUCCUACUUUAAAGCUCACACCACGAUGCUUACUUGUCGGCCACACUGCAAGCGUCACCUGUCUGGCUCAAGGUGGAAAAGCCCAUGGUACUUCAUAUAUAGUUAGCUCCUCUGAAAAUGGUGAGAUGUGUACGUGGGACCUUCGUGAUGGUCGUUGUGUUGAAGUUCUCAAGUCAGCCAACGUCCACUCUUCUAUGACAGCCUACCAGAUGCUUAAUGUUACUGAUGCUCGAUUAUUCUGCGUUGGCAACUAUCCAGAGAUUCUUGUGUAUGACCCUCACACCUUAGAUAUCCUGUUCUCUCUUGCUGCACGUAUACAACCAGAUUGGAUCUCAGCAUUGCAUAUAUUAAGGCCUCCUCGUCGAAACGAUGAAGUUGUGUUGGGUGUAACCACGGGGGGCUGGGUGAAAGUGUGGACAGUGAGUGAGAAGGAAGUCCGGCCACGGGAACCUAUAUUUGAACAUGAGUCUAAGAUGAUUAGAUCUCUGAAUGCUCUGUGCCUCGUUUGUUGUACAUACAACCAACGAACCGUCCUAAUAGUCACACAAGAUGAUUGGCAGAUAUAUGAUGCUGGCGACUUCUCACAACUCUGCCAUGUUGGGGGAAUUCCUGGUGAGAGAUGGAUGGGCGGAGAUUUUCUGUCAGCUGAUCGUGUGCUUGUCUGGAAUGAUAUGGGUCAAGCAUACAUUUACAAGCUGCCUACAAAGUUAUUGAGGGGGGCAGCUGUUAGCUGCAUUGUUGAGAGCAGAGCAUUUCACAACAAGCAAGCAGAAGGUGAUAAUGCAAUCCUGUAUGGAAUUGUCCAACCAACAAGCAAAGAGCAACUUGUUAAUGCCCCAGCAUGGCAGUUUAUGACUAUCCCUAUAAAUAAUGGAGCUGAAAAAUUAUUGUUGAGAGGUGACUGUGAAGGGCAGGUGAUACUGUGGCGGCUGGCAGAUGUGUCAGAUCACCAGCUGAAUCAGAUCCUGCAGGUGCAACCCUUCGAGCCUCUGGUUUUCACACCUACACUCAAUCACUCCAUGAUGACUGCCUGGGCUGCAAUGAUGCCUCCACCAAUAGGUGUUUUGGAUCAGUUGGAGGGCGAGAAAAACCCACCGAGAAUCACAGCCAGCUUGUUUCUUCCACUACAAGGACGCCUUGCAUGUGGUCGUGAAGAUGGUUCCAUUAUCCUAGUUCCUGCUACAGAGACCAUCAUGUUACACCUCCUACAUGGGAAACACCAGCACUAUCACAAUUGGGCUCAACCUAUGGUUCUUCGUGGCCACCAAGGACGAGUCAACUGCCUUCUGUAUCCUCAUGGAGAAAGCUCGCGUUAUGACAUGGCACAUCUUGUUUCGGGAGGAAUAGACUUUUCCAUCAACGUGUGGGAUAUGUACACAGGCAAUCUAGUUCACAGAUUUGUUGUUCAAGCAGGACAAAUUCUCCAGCUACUUGUACCUCCUCCUACAUGUACACCACGUAUACAGAAUUGCAUUUGUAGCAUAUCAGAAGACCACAGUGUUGCCCUUCUAAGUAUAAAGGAACGAAAGCUAGUGCUGUUAGCCUCCAAGCACCUCUAUCCUGUUUCAACGGUGAAAUGGAGGCCUGAACAUGACUUCCUAAUGGUUGCUACACAAGAUGGAUCUGUUUACGUCUGGCAGAUGGAAACAGGUCACCUUGAUCGGGUACUACAAGGCGUCACUGCUGAGGAGGUGCUUGGUGCUUGUGAUGAGCAUUCAGCGUCACCAGCAAGUGGGGCUGGAGGAGGCUCGGAUGCUGGUUUAGCCAACCCAGCCGUUCACCUGUUCAGAGGUCUGAGACACCGUAAUUUAGCUGCCAUUAGACAUGCUGCUCAGCGUGGUAUACAACAAGUUUUAGGAGAACAAAACAAUUACCAAGACAUUCAUGAUAGCUCCAAGAUGCGCACUUGUCCACUCAUGAUCCAAGGCCUCCGCACAAACAAACAAGAUGCCAAUUCUCAUGUUCUCUUCUUUGACAUCGAAGCUCUUAUAGUUCAACUCCUGAGUGAUGAAUAUACGUUGAUGUCUCCGGGAACUCUGGAAGCCAAUGAGCUGAUCAUGAGUAGUCAGUAUCAGCGCAUGAACGUGCUCACACACCCAGCGUCUCCUGAGGCUGCAAAAAAGAUAGCAGAGUUCUUCGGGAAAGUGAAGGAUAAAGCGGGAGAGAUGGAGAAGAAGAUGAAGGAAAAGGAUAAGCAUGAUAUCCUUGGUCGCGCUAAGGACAGGGCUGUCAAUAUGGAGAAGAAAUUCAGGGAACGAGACCAACAUGGCUUGCUGUCGAGGGUCAAGGAAUCAGCCGAGAGUGUCCAGAACUUGAUACAGAACAAGGUGGAUCAGUCCGGAUUCCGACCCACUACGCUCAGCUCAGCAAAGGAUGGAAGUAGUGGUCGUGUACAAAUCCCCCGUCAUUUGGAUGUCACAGCCCAGACAUUGCAGAUUGGCCAGGUGCUCAUGUCUCUCCUACACUCUUGGGGUCUUGAUCCUUCCCUGGAUCAGACGUGCGAGCAUAUAUUAGGCCUCCUGAAACCAAGGGUCCCAGUUUCCUAUGGUCUAAUUUCUAAAUCAGGGUAUAUGUCACUUUUAAUGCCAACAUGGCAUCCAGUGCGAGAAUCAGAGAUGCCUGCAAUUAAUUUACCACCAGACCUAGCUGCUGAACUCCCCCCAGAGAUGGUUAAGCUAGAACAUAGGACACAAGUCUUCACAGGUCGAGGUCACUGGGAGAUUUCUCCUGCGCUUACCACACACCAUCUACUUGCGCUUGUGUCUGUAGCAAACACUUUGCAGGACAUGAAUGCAGCAACACUCAUCCCAGAACAGGAACGGCGUCGCAAAAAUCACAUUCAAAGUUCUAAGGCCAACCAAUCAGUAAACAGUCAUGAAGAUGACUUCUCUCGGCAGCAGUCAAUUAUAAAGCAGGGCUGGUCAACCCUAACAGCCCUGCACACAGUAUUAUUGCCUGAUUGUGUAGUUGCAGCCGGAGCCAAUACUUACCAGCCUCCAAUGGUGGAGAUUCUAGCUCGAAGAUGGCAAGAUCGUUGUCAGGAGGUUCGAGAAGCUGCACAAGCCUUGCUGAAGACAGAGCUCUCAAGAAUGGGUGUUGAAGGUCGCUCAAAGUUGGUAGAGAGCUGGACACCCCACUUGCCAUCCCACAUGGAACCCCUUCCCACUGGACCAUCCCAAUUUAACAACCAUCAGGAAGCACCUCAUACACCACGGCUAGAGCAAUCAAGUAACAAAGCAAAUACAGCAACUCCUCAAGCUACAAGCAAUGGCACAAGUGGGAACACAAGCACCAGUGCAGGUAGCAGUGAGCGUGGCAUGGAACCUCACCCACAGCUUGAUGAGGAUCAUUAUGAUGAGGAGAUGGACGGAGAAACAUGCCGCGAAGUGGUAGCGCAGUCUGAAGGGCGGAGGAAGCAGGCUACAGCAAUCAUUCUCUUAGGGGUUAUUGGUGCUUACCAUGGCCAGGAUUCAGCAGAAGGAUUUGGCUUAGGGAACCUGGCCAUGCAGACUAGUAAAGCCUUAGCAUACUUGGUAUUGGCACCAUCAUGUCCAAAACUGCCUGGGCACACACCACUUAGAAGAGCUGCUAUUGAUCUGAUUGGUCGUGGAUUUCCUGUCUGGGAGCCUUAUCUGGAUGUAGCUAAGAUAUUACUGGCACUACUUGAUUUUUGUGCUGAUACAGAUCGCUUAGCUCCCAGUAUGAAGUAUGGAUUGCCACUCAUCCCAGAAGCAGACUCUUGCCGAACUUCCUCCAAUGCGUUAACGCUGAUAGCAGAGGCAAGACCCCCAGCCUUCAUCACUACCAUGGCUCGAGAAGUUGCCCGCUUCAAUGCUCUGCAGCAAAAUGCCCAGAGCCUCCAGCUUAACAUACACAAUACAGUGCUACAUCGUGCUAAGACGGAGAUUUUGAGAGUGAUGGAGUACCUCAUAGUUCACAAAAGAUGUCACAUAAUGGACCUCAUGGUUGAGGUUAUGGACAUAGUGUUACAUUGUGUGGAUCCUGGGCACCUGAAGAGUCGCGGGUUGAAUGAAGUGUUUCCGUCAAUCUGUGGUUUCCCGCAGGUGUCACACUGUCCACACACCAGAAGAAUUGCCACUGGUGCCAAAAAUGGGAGUAUUGCAAUGUAUGAACUAAGGGCAUCCAAGUGCCAGAUGAUUCCUGGUCAUGGGAGUGCAGUAACGGCCCUCUCUUUCUCUCCGGAUGGCAAAUAUUUAGCAUCAUACUGCAUGGGAGAAAACAAGCUCUCCUUCUGGCAGACCUCAUCAGGAAUGUUUGGCCUUGGAGCUUCACAAACCAAAUGCACUAAAACCUUCUCAACUGCUCCAGUGCCUGACAUAGUGCGAAUGAACCCACAACGGCUGCCGAAGUUGGUGUGGAUCUCAAACAAGACGGUGGUGCUCAUGAUGGCAGAUGGAACAGAGCAUAGGUUCAAUGCAUAGUCAUAGGUGGUAUAGGAACAAAUGAAUAAAAAAAUGUGUAAAUUUAAGGUUACAAUUUUACAAAGGUUAAAGAAUACUGUACAUCCAAGGUGUUGAUCAGCCAUGCAAAGCAGAGAGUGUUUGUGAUGUUCAUGUAUGUUGUACAGUGGAAUUAGUUUUACUGCUUCAAAAUGUAGCAGUACCGCCAUUGAAAUUUUCUUUCUUUCUUUUCCCUCAUGUUAGCCUUUACUUUUUUAUAUAGAUAUAUAUAUAUAUUCCCAUGGCACCCCCCCAAAAACCCAUGUGAUAGCUCUUGUUUGGUUUGAUAUUAGGCUUGGGGAAUGUACCAUAAACCACUUUAUCGACUAAAACGAAAGUGUAUGCUUUUUGUAUACACUCCUGUUGAUUCUCUGUGCAAAGUUAUUGGUGAGUUAGUAUGCAGGAGCUAAUAUGACAUGCCUUACGAAUCUGCUGUUAUGUUGAAGAAAUGGUUGCUACUUAGCUGUAUGUCUUUUCUCCUUAAAUCCUUCUUUUGUAGAUGACUCAAUUUUUGGGAUCCUUAAAGCAGGAUCCUGCAUAAUGGAGGACUCAAAGAGAUACUUAUGUAUGUGUGUGUGUGUAUAUAUAUAACUGUGAGGAGAACAUGUCAGUUCAGAGUGAGUGUUUUUUUUUUUGUUUUUUUCUCAAUUAUCCUCUGUAGGAUAGCUUGAUCAAGUAAUGGGUAGAGUUGUUAUUAUUGUGCUCAGUGCACCUUACAGCACCUCACAAAACUGAAGGUAGUGAAAGAUGUUCAGGUGAAUGAAUGAUGUUCACACUCCCCUGUCCAUAGUAAUUUAUGCUUCACAUAGAACCCAGAUGAACUUGAGCAUUCUCUCAAUCAGACUAGAAAAAGUAUCACUUCUGUUGUAUUUUUGUCAAGGCUACAACCAAAGAGGUGUGUCACCUUGUAUAUAGACUGACUACACCACUAGUCCUCCUCUCAGGAGUCUGGGGAAAAGUGUAACCAUUACAGCAGACAGUUAUCAGAUCACUAGAUGAAGUUUAAACUUGGCUUUUCUAAAUUUGCAUUUGCAGAAAUAAAUUGGUUUAAUAUUGUCUAACAUUUUCACAUUUCUAGAUCAGUUGUAUUCAAUUAAGGUAGGGUGUUGAUGGAAGAUUUUUGUAACCCAUUUAGCAUAGCUUUAUGUUCAAAUGAAUGUGCAGUUCUCUAAAUAUGUAUAUGUAUAUGUAUAUGUGUAUGUGUGUGUGUGUGUGUGUGUGUGUGUGUGUGUGUGUGUGUGUGUGUGUGUGUGUGUGUGUGU
Molecule: messenger RNA, 6259 nt
Organism: Penaeus chinensis
Lineage: Eukaryota; Metazoa; Arthropoda; Malacostraca; Decapoda; Penaeidae
Gene: Rbcn-3B
Product: WD repeat-containing protein 7-like
Exons: 33
Coding region: 390-4979 (1529 amino acids)
Cellular component (GO): cytoplasm
Molecular function (GO): protein binding
Source: RefSeq, a predicted model, not a curated record